GUCAAUUUCAUGAGAUUUUAUUGUGUGUCUUUUAGACGGCUAAAACCGAUCACGGUCCAUCUCGCCUGAGAUUUUAUUGUUCGGAAUAAUCUAAAUGAUGGAUGUUCUUCGACCAACAAUGAUUCCACUUUCAGAUGAAACUAUUUUAUGGUUUGAAUUUUUGUUAAAACCUAAUUUACUUACGAAACAUCUUUCGAGGGCCGCUCCCGAUCCUUCCCCGACCGAGCUGAUAACACAGUUCCUUUCCAUUGCACCAGAAAAUCAGAAUCCAAAUGAACUUAAUUCGCCGGAAGCAGAUAGUAUGAAUAAAAACGAAGGACUGAAGUACAGCAAGAAGCAACUCGCGCUAAAAAUUCUAGCGUUGAAGGUUGCUGCUUUUCUUCGGUGGGAUUUGGAAGCAUUGGAAAAAAAUCUUCCUUUGCAAAGACAAAUUCAGCUGUUGAGUGAUUUGUGUAGCGUUACAGCUGGUAAAGCAGUCAAUUUGCCGCUUUCAUUGGUACAUGAAUGUCCAAUUAUUGGACCGGAAGGGUCAAAGCAUUCUCUUAACUUUGCGUUGACCUUGUAUCACCGAUGGGUGCUGCGGGCACAAGUAAUUCGUGGGUCCGUAGCAAAAAACGCAAAACCGUUCAACCUUGUUUCAGGAGUUCCGGACGCCACGUCCUAUUCAAUGCGGGAUGAUUCGUUUAUUAAUUCGUUGGAACCGUUCACCAACAUCAGCAUCGAUUUCCUUAACCAAGUUAUUGCGGAUUCCGAACCAUUCCGAAUUCUGACGUACGACUCAUUUGUAGCUCUGGAUGCACAUGCAGAUAGUGUUCAGCAGCGAUUUGACACGGCAAUUGCCAUAUCGAAUGCAGAGCUAAGAGCGCAAAUUCACUAUGACCUGUGUUUGUACUAUCUCUAUAUGCAGAAGUAUGAACUCGCCAAGCAGAAUAUUCUUCUCAGUAAGAAGAAUUUCGAUCAGGUAAAGCAUGAGUAUAGCACCAAGCCAUCGCGAACAUACCUUUACUGCAGCGUUGAAGAAGCACAACUUAAGGGAUACAUGAUGGCAUGUGGAGUGGCGGGUGGGUCUAUCGGGUUACUGCAACGCCUCAACGAAUCAGUUAUGGAUCAUUAUUCGGGUAUUGUGCCUAUCUUGAAGGAAGAUAAUAUUAAACGGGAAAUCCCGAUCACCCAGCGAAAGAUUCUUGAGCUAAACGUUGAAGGUUACGCUUCGAUGGGAAGUCCGGAGGCGGGUACCAACAACGAUCAUAAGGAGCUAGAGUUGGCGGUUGUUGCGUUGAAUGUCAUUCGUCACGUCUUAGAUGGCGAUAAUAUAUUGGGAUCGAAUGUGGCACUGCAGAAGUAUAAACUGCAACAGAUGAAGAUAUUGGAACUGUUGUUGCAGUUUGUAGACGAGCAGUUUGAAGAAUACAGUUUUUCUGACCGGAAUCGAUUAAAGACUUACUUUAUUCGCACGAUCAGCUCUUUGGGAAAUUCCGGAGGUGUGGAGACAAUUCUGAAAAGCUAUCAGAAACUUAUUUCUCUCCAGGAAUAUGAAGACUUGAAAAAACAGAGGAUGAGGGACGACGUUCAAUUCACCGGCAUUGGAAUACAAUCCGAUUGGACUAUAUGUGACUCCAAGAUGCUUCGAUUGGAUGUUGGCACUUACGAGCGACAGCUUAUCACGUGUACUCACGCUAGUGGUGUUCGUAAAAUGUUGGUAAAAUUGGCCGGAACUAAUCCUACCAAACCGCUUUGGAGCAUCAACCCGAGCUGGUCGAUUCCACUGCCAUUGAAGCAGCUGUUGAUGUCAUUGCAACGUGGCUUUUUGCAGGAUUUUGCAUAUAUUCUAGUAGGCAAAUCACGCGAAUUAGCAGCCAAAAAAGACUAUUCGGCAGCAAUUGCUCUACUUACCUGCUUGAAAAGUGAAACAACGCGGCAAGAUUUGGCCAGCAAUCCGAUGGUGUUGAAGUUGGGUAAGCUGGCCGCAUGGGAAGCUCUGUUAAUUCAGAUCCAGCAAGUAUUGGACGAGUGGCCAAAGAAGCCAACCGACCAGGUGCAAUUUAUUCGUAACUGUAAACAAUGUUUGAAUGCCAGCACGAGUAAUGAUGUGGCGCCACGUGCAAAAGUUCUUGAGCACUGUGCCGUGAUCCUACUGAAUUUUAAUGAUUGGAACAGUCUACUUAACCCAGAUAAACGUUAUCCAGCGUUGGAAUUUUGUUUUGCGAUUACUCAGGCCUAUUUUGACAUCGAAAAGUUUAAAGGGACUAAGAAAACUAGCCGCGAAGCAUGGGAUUUUAUACUGCCAUUGUUUGUUAAUCAGCAAUCUUCGCGGCAACGACAUUCAACAGAAAGUUCCACGAUGCUACAACUGUUUUUGUCGAAAUUACGCGAUCCGCUGAUUAUAACGAUUGUACUUUCCCUACUGGCACGAUUGCAUAACAUCCUGAAGGACGAGACUAAUUUAGAUCUGAACGCAGAGUACAUGUUUCUUUGGCCAACCAACGUUAACAAUCCGGCGGUUUAUAAUAUUAAAAUGGUGGACGAAAUACUGAACAGUUUCAUUCUUCAAUCGCUUAAGUAUUACCCACACAACGUUCCUUGGAUUAAACUGAAAGGUGACAUCGAGUUCUGCAAUGGAAACCAUGAAGCGGCCAUGCGUUAUUAUGUCACAGCGUUGAUAUCCGGAUCGGAGUACUGUACAAUCCAUCUGCAGCGGCCACUGUUGGAUGAUUUUAUUAUUCGGCGUAUGAUCAAGUGCUGUUCGAAUCUGGGUUGUUUCAUGCAGGCGGCUGUUUUGUGCCAAUUUCUAGAUGAGACCGACUACGGUCUUGCGUUCAAAAGUGUUAGUGAGAAGACCGCCAGUUUUUCGGAUGCCAUGGACUCGUACUACGGUUGCAUAUGGGAUCCGACUCUGUUGGAGUUCAUCGUCAAUUGGCACUUCAAAAAAGGAGAACACAAGCGCAGAUUGCAAGCGAUAUCUUAUCUCGGUCAACUCGAACUCAAUGCCAACAACAAUGAGGAAAUAAAACGAGAAGCAGCAGUUAUACGAAAGACACGCUUUUUGCGUUCUCUUGCAAAACAGUUCAUGCUGUAAAUGGGAACAAAUCACAAAUUAUGGAUAUAGCAAUUAUUUAUUUGAAAGAAAACAUUCAGUAAAUGAUUUUUAAUUCAA
Molecule: messenger RNA, 3154 nt
Organism: Topomyia yanbarensis
Lineage: Eukaryota; Metazoa; Arthropoda; Insecta; Diptera; Culicidae
Gene: IntS8
Product: integrator complex subunit 8
Exons: 6
Coding region: 95-3076 (993 amino acids)
Biological process (GO): snRNA 3'-end processing
Cellular component (GO): integrator complex
Source: RefSeq, a predicted model, not a curated record